UCACUCGAGUCGAAGCGCGCCAAGGUAGUCGACAACGUCCCGCGCGCGUCGUCAUUGUCUGUUGAGCCUUCUGAAUCCGAUUCGGAAAGUGUGUAUAUAAAAGCUACGCCGACUACCACUGUCAGUCACAGAACAUUGCGUAAAGGGGCACAAGAAGCUUCACAGCGCAAAAGGCUCCAUCAUAGUUGUAUACCAUAAAAGCAGAACACACUGUGAGUUCCGGUACGGAUUCGCCGCUCCAUUCUAUAGAUCCGUUCAGCGUCUGAUCGGCCGUACAAGUCUUUCCUGAAGUGUGUGUGUGUUUCGGUGCUGUGUCGUGGCCAUUUCUAACCUAACCAUGAUAAUGAAUCGUUCCUCAUCCGUUCACUUGAUGGCAAUCUGGGUUCUGAUGCUGACAACGCUAGCUGUCCCAUUGCUAGCAGCUCCCGUUUACAACUCCAGCGAAUCCUGUGAUUGUGUUUGUGGAGUUGGAGGACGCACCAAUCGCAUUGUCGGAGGCUCCGAAGCCGCUGCACAUCAAUUCCCCUGGUUGGCUGGCCUUUUCCGCCAGGGCAAACUAUACUGCGGAGCAUCGGUCGUUUCGCGCAAUUUUCUGGUCACGGCAGCACACUGUGUAAACUCGUUCGAAGCGAGUGAGAUUAGGGUUUAUCUCGGAGGGCAUAAUAUUGCUAAGGAUUACACCGAGCUUCGGAGAGUGAAACGAAUCAUCGACCACGAGGAUUUCGAUAUCUUCACGUUCAACAACGAUAUUGCUCUCCUGGAGCUAGAUAAACCACUGCGCUAUGGACCCACCAUUCAGCCAGCUUGCCUCCCGGACGGAAGUGUAAUGGACUUUACUGGAACAAUCGGUGUGGUUGCUGGAUGGGGAAGGGUGGAGGAGAAGCGUGCUCCAUCCAAGACGCUGCGAUCCGUUGAAGUUCCCAUCUGGUCACAGGAGCAAUGCCUUGACGCUGGGUAUGGCAGUAAGAAGAUCUCUGCCAACAUGAUGUGCGCCGGGUACCAUGAUGGGCAGAAAGAUGCUUGCCAGGGUGAUAGUGGUGGUCCGAUGCAUAAGAUGGGACUGUUUGGCAGCAUGGAAGUGAUUGGAGUCGUUUCGUGGGGUCGGGGAUGCGCCCGCCCAAAUUUGCCCGGUAUCUACACGCGCAUCGUCAAUUACUUGCCUUGGAUUCACGAGAAGCUUGCCAACGAAUGUCUCUGCCCGCCUAAAGAUGUUGCCCGAAGGAUUUGAUGUGACUGUGAAGUUACACGACCUAGAGACACAGAAGUGUGCUGUUGAUAAUUUAUUCGUUUUCUAGUCACAACAUACCAUAGGAUGUAGAGGCUGAUGAUUCGGCUGUAACUAUUAGCAUGUAAGAUAUGGCUACAUUCGCGUAUUGUUAUGAAACGUUUAUUAUGCGGCAGAAAGUAAAUAAAACCAGAAACACAUACGA
Anopheles arabiensis is the source of this 1430-nucleotide messenger RNA. RefSeq names its product trypsin 3A1-like. The coding region runs from base 338 to 1228 and encodes 296 amino acids. Gene Ontology annotation, molecular function: serine-type endopeptidase activity. NCBI's taxonomy places the organism in Eukaryota, Metazoa, Arthropoda, Insecta, Diptera, Culicidae. The transcript has 4 exons. The record is from RefSeq and is a predicted model, not a curated record. Gene Ontology annotation, biological process: proteolysis.